UAGAGUAGAUGAAAAUCCUUUAAAGUUUAGUGUAAAGUCCAAAAUAAUUGAUCAGGAAAUAUUAUAUUCACCAUUUAUUAGUGGAUAAUAAUAUUUUCAAUUAAACAAAUAUUCUUACCAACUUUACCGAGAAAAGAGAUCUUGAAAGUUUUUUCAUUAAACAAUGUAUUGCAUGCGUUGGUUUAUUCCUUUAUUAUUACUUCCAUUUCCUAAUGCUCCACCAUUUUUUGUUCUGAUCUUCCUAGUAUCAUAUUUCCUACAUCAGAGACCAUGCGUGUAUUGUACAAUAUUACUUCUCGCAUUAUUUUCUAGUACAUGUUAUUGGGGUCAAGGACGUUGUUGGCUGGACACGAAUCAUGGACAUUUUCUUGAACCAAGAACGAUUCAUUCUUUAACGUCUUCAUCUAAUGAGAUGGCUAGUGGAAAUUUAUUAAAUAAAUCUGGAAUGACAGCUUAAUCAUAACAAAUCAUCACUAGCAUAUUAGUAUUAUACUUCGCAAU
This is a messenger RNA of Rhizophagus irregularis DAOM 181602=DAOM 197198, 501 nucleotides long. RefSeq lists its product as uncharacterized. NCBI's taxonomy places the organism in Eukaryota, Fungi, Glomeromycota, Glomeromycetes, Glomerales, Glomeraceae. The record is from RefSeq and is a predicted model, not a curated record.